Messenger RNA from Xyrauchen texanus (razorback sucker), 1778 nucleotides. RefSeq lists its product as uncharacterized. The record is from RefSeq and is a predicted model, not a curated record. Lineage: Eukaryota; Metazoa; Chordata; Actinopteri; Cypriniformes; Catostomidae. The transcript is spliced from 6 exons. Gene Ontology annotation, cellular component: mitochondrion. Gene Ontology annotation, biological process: fatty acid beta-oxidation. Bases 78 to 809 code for a protein of 243 amino acids. Gene Ontology annotation, molecular function: 2,4-dienoyl-CoA reductase (NADPH) activity.
UCUUCAGCAGCCAGAUAUAUUAAUCUCAUAAACCAUAAUCAAUCUCAGACGUCUGCACUGCUGCCGUUGUGUGCACAAUGUCAAACGGGGACAGGGUGGUUUUGGCACUUGGCGGGACAGGAACUGUGGGCUCCGGAAUAGUGAAAGCGCUCCUGGAUAGAGGUUUCAAGGUUGCCGUGAUCUCCAGAGACAGCAGCAAGUUGGAGAAACUCAAGGGGUUUGUUUCACCCAACACAAAAAGUAACCUGACCACUUUAGUGGGCAAUAUUGGCUCAGAGGAAGGAGUAGAAGAGGUGAAACAGGCUUUGCUUAAGUCUGUGGGGAAGAUCACAGAUGUGGUGUCCUCUCUGGGGUUCAGCUGGUGGCAGGAAGGUCCACCACACACCCAACCCCUCAAAGAACUGAACUGGGUUAUUGAGACUCUGCUGUUUAGCACCUUUGUGUCUUGGAAAGCAUUCUUUCCCCUGGUGAGAGAGGAUCCUAACUGCACCUACACAUUCAUCACAGGAGGUGCAGGAGAGAAAAUACUAAUGCCUGGGACAGGGUUCCUGACCGUAGGGUCAGCUAGUGCUCUGGCUUUCUGUCAGGUUCUGCUUGAAGAGUACCCAGAGGUGCCAUGUAAACUCAACCAGGUGAAAAUAAAUACAGGUGUGGCAGCCCCAGACCGAAUGGCUCCUGGGUAUCUGAAUCAUUUGGAUUUAGGCGAGGCUGUGGCUGUUCUGGUGGAGCGCCGGAACACGUCUCACACCGUCUUCCCCGUGAGCUCUCCUGCUGACCUAAAAACUGUUAUCUUGGAGGGCAAUUUGUAAGCACAAUAAAACAAGCCCCAAACCCAAAAGUACAUCAUCGAAUUUUACUCUGUAUUCACUUUUUCCAGUCAUCAGUAUGCAUGUAUUGUUUUAAUGCAUGUCAACAAAACAUUUCUGUAUUGAGAAUUCCAAGCGUUGAAAUAUUAAUUGUGCUUAAAACAAAUCAACCUAAUCUCCAAUGGAGUGGUACAGAAGUUUGGAGCUUCUAAUCUAAAUGCGGCCCCAGCCAAGAGAUCAUGACUGGAGAAUGGAGAAAAAUGUGUGAGAACCGGAUGUGAAAAUAUGUACUUUUCCUUUGUUAAAGAGAGAAAGUGAAAAUAUUUGGCAGGUUUUUGGCACACUUGCAACACCUUAGCAUUACACCCUGCCCUGUUUCACCAAAAAAACCUAUCUGGCUGCCGACAAGCUGACAAAGCAUUCUCAACCCCCAAUUAUAUUUCUGCCAGAAUCCAAUUCUUUUAUUGGCAAAUUUACAUUCAUGUCACUAAAGUGUUUAUCCAAAUUUGAUAAUAAUAGUAAACAAUGAUAACAAUGCCCUCCAUUCUCCUUUUUGGGGGGCCAGCUAUUUUUUAACCCCUUACACUCCCUUACACAUUGAUUAUGGAGUGGUGGUGGUGUAGUGGCUAAAGCACAAGGCUGGUAAUCAGAAGGUCACAGGUUCAAACCCCACGGCCACCACCAUUGUGUCCUUGAGCAAGGCACUUAACUCCAGGUUGCUCCGGGGGGAUUGUCCCUGUAAUAAUUGCACUGUAAGUCGCUUUGGAUAAAAGCGUCUGCCAAAUGCAUAAAUGUAAAUUUUAUGGGCCAAACGGCUGGGAAUAAUUGGAGUGACAUGAAUGUAAAUUUGCCAAUAAAAUAAUUGGAUUCUGGCAGAGUGCCUGAGAGAAGACUGAAUUCAAAAUAUGAUGCAUUUGAAUUUUGUGUCAGAGAAAAUUCAAAUAAUUAUAAUAAAAAAAGCAAUCUCCUAAA